AUGCCCGGUGCUGGGUCCCCCGUGUGCGUGCACCACCAGAGGGGCUGCCUAGCGCAGUCCACAGUGCUCGCUCUCUGCCUGGAGAGUAGGAUGCAUCCAUACACCAGCCACAGGCCUUCCCCAGCCCAGGGCAGCCCAGCCAUGCGGGAGAUCGCUGCAGCUGAGCCCAAGGACCAGCAGCUCAUGGUAGCCCUUCGAAUCCGCCCUCUCAAUGAUGCAGAGCUGGAAGAAGGAGCCACGACCAUCACUCACAAAGUGGGGGACCAGAUGGUGGUGCUCAUGGACCCCAGUGAGGACCCCGAGGACACAUUGCGCACCCACCGGUCCCGGGAGAAGACCUUCAUAUUCGAUACGGUUUUCGACCAGCAUGCAUCCCAGGAAGAUGUAUAUUGUGCCACCACCCAGCACUUGGUGGAAGGUGUCAUUUCUGGAUACAACGCAACAGUGUUUGCCUAUGGCCCCUCAGGCACUGGGAAGACCUAUACCAUGCUGGGCAUGGACGCAGAGCCUGGCAUCUACCUGCAGACCCUCACGGACCUCUUCCAGGCCAUUGAGGAGACCAGCAACAACAUGGACUACAGCGUGUCCAUGUCCUACCUUGAGAUUUAUAACGAAGGGAUCCGGGACCUUCUGAACCCGUCCUUGGGUUUUCUGGACCUAAGGGAAGAUUCUCGCGGAAGCAUCCAGAUUGCAGGCAUCACAGAGGUCUCCACCUCUAACGCCCAGGAGAUCAUGCAGCUGCUCACCAAAGGCAAUCGGCAGCGCACCCAGGAGCCCACGGCCACCAACCAGACCUCGUCUCGCUCCCACGCUGUGCUGCAGGUCACCGUGCGCCAGUGGAGCCGUGGCACAGAGCUGAUGGAGGCUGUGCACAUCGGGCGGCUUUUCAUGGUGGACCUGGCUGGCUCAGAGCGGGCGUCCCAGACUCAGAAUCGUGGCAAAAGGAUGAAGGAGGGCGCACAUAUCAACCGCUCCCUGCUGGCGCUGGGCAACUGCAUCAAUGCGCUCAGCGAGAAGGGCGGCAGCCGGGCACAGUAUGUGAAUUUUCGGGACAGCAAGCUCACGCGCCUGCUGAAGGAUGCCCUGGGAGGGAACAGCCGGACGGUGAUGAUUGCACACAUCAGCCCUGCCAGCACUCACUUCGAGGAAUCGCGGACCACACUGAUCUACGCCUACAGAGCAAAGAACAUCAAGACAAGGGUCAAACGCAACCUGCUAAAUGUCUCCUACCACAUCGCCCAGUACACAGAUGUCAUCUCAGACCUGCGCAGGGAGAUCGAGCACCUCAAGUCAAAAAUUGAGAAGCAGGAGAAAGAGAAGAGGAGUGAGCCCAACACCCGGGAUGCGCAAGUCACGAUCCCCCCGAAUGACACUGAGGAGGAGCGCCGCUUGCAGAUGAACAAGAUCCGGGCCCAGCUCAUCGGAGCCUUCAAAGAGCAGAUGGAGAUGCGGCACAGCCUGGUGGAGCUUGAGAAUACCAACAUCGAGCUGCACAUUGACACUUCCCGCCACCUGCUGACCAUUGCGGACUGGGAGCGGGAGAAGACCCACCAUAUGCACAGGGAACGGCCCCACGGGGACGAGGAGCCACCGGAGGCCGACACGGAGGGUGACGAGGGCGAGUCUGCGGAGCCACACGAGGUGGCCCUAGCCAGAGAAGAGAUCAACAUGCUUCUAGCUGAGCAGCGGAAAACAGCUGUCCUCAAGGCGGGGCUGGAGCAGCGCCUGGUGAACGCCAAGAAGAAGGCCUCGGAGAUGGAGAAGCUGCUGCCCAGGCAGGCCAUCAACGAGGACCAGCGGGAGGUGCUGAGGCUCCUGUGCCGUGCUCACGAGCUAGAGGUGGAGAACACGGAGCUGCAGGCCAACAACCUGUACCGGAAGAACCUGCUGUGUCAGAAGGACUUCGUCAUCCAACGCUACCACCAGCACCGGCUGCUCUGCGAGCAGAUUAUCCAGGACCAGCGGCAGCUCAUCCAGGAUGGCGGACUCCCAGUGCCAGACCCCCUGGACAAGCAGUACCGCCUAUACUCACAAGAGCUGGACGAGGGCACGCUCAACCGCCUGCUGCUGCUACACUCGCUGAUGGCCAGCGCCCUCCGCGAUGGCUCUGUGCUGAAUGUAUCUCCCCCGCCAGAGGAUUCCAGCCGAGACCAGCUGGACGACAGGAAGGACCUCCCGUGGGGCGCCCAGUUUGAGCUGCCGCCAAUGCUGUUAGAGACAGACAGCAUAGCUUCCAGCAUUGUCGCAACGUGCAAGCCACCACAGUAUGACAAACUGACGGAUGAGUGGUGGAAAUACGUCCUAUCAGAUGUUCAAUAUGUGGAGCAGUUAUGUGGUUGUGAUAGUUACAAAUCGUCAAAAGCCAUGCCCUCUAAGAAGCUGCGGAAGCAGGACUCUCUUCUCCCUCCAUUGUCCCUCCGCAUCCUGCUGACCCCUCCAGUUCACGAGAAGCCGAGCUCCUUGAGCGUGAAGGACCUGGUCUCUAAGCUGCGCUCACCGGUCAGCCUGGACCUGAGCACUCCGCGGACAGCGGCGGAGGCCGGGGGCCCGGCCCUGAGUGCCCAGGCCCUGAAGGAGAUGGCUGUGAGCACCAAGAGCAUCGCCCUCAUUGCAGCCACCCGGCGCUCCAAGGCCCAGGACCGUGAGGGCAGCUGCAGCCGCUCCCCCCGCCACCUCCCAGAGGAGAGAGCCCUGGACUCCAGGGAUCAGAAGCCCAGCAUCACCCCAAACCCCAGCCCAGCAGAAGACAGGCGGCAGCCCCAUGCAGGCCCAUGCAGGGACCACUCCGUGGAGAGGAAGGCCUGGGAGAAGCGGUCACCCUCCCUCACCUGGGGCAUGCAACUGGUGACAGAGAAGCUUCAGCCCUCCUCCAUGGAGCAUUUGGCCGAGAGCCAGCUGCCCCCUGCACUGCUCCCUCAGCCGUCCAAGUCAGGAAAGAGCUUUUUCCCAGCUGUUCCUGCGGCCUCCAAGAUAAAAUCCAGCCUCGGUCUCCAUGCAGAUGAGAACAUGCUCCACGUGCCUGAGGUCAGCUUCACCUUCCCCAGCACCAAGUGGCAGAGCAGUGCAGGCCCAAGCAGGGUGCCCCUCCUGCCCCGGGACAUUCGAGGAUCGACAGACAGCGGGGGCCGGCGACACAGCCCACUGCCCCCCAGCAAUCCCCGUAAGCACCAGGGGAGCAGUGCCAAGAGGCCACGGAGACUGAAAUAAAGAUGGUGGCCGGCAGGCGGAGAAGCCUGAAGGCAGGUCCUAAGAGCACAGACACUGGACUUGAGCAUGGGGCCUGGCAGGGGAACCCAGGGCAGCCUGCCCAUCCAGUGCUGCCUCAACAGCCUACCUUCAGAAGAAAGACCCGUCAGUGGCGUGUCCAGAACCCUUCCCAAAGGCCCUUUUCUGGUUAUUCCUGACUGCGGAUGCUCUUCCGGGAUCCUUCCACACCGUGGUUUCUGCUCUUCGGUGAAUGUGCCCCAUGGUGUGGGACACCAGCCACCACCGACCAGCACAGGCUUAGCUGCAGAUGCUGUUGGGAAUGUCUGAGCAGCUGCAGGCAGGUGGCCCCCAAAUCUUGGUCAGCCUACAGAGGGACACUGAUCCCCUUCCCAUGUACAACAGGCCCCUGGAGCCAGCAUGAGGGUAGGAGAAUGUUCUGCCAUUCUUGUGACCACACCCACCAUGUUGUAAUACCCCACCUAACAUACCAAGUAUGCAAGGGAACGUGUGGCUGACUGUUGGAAACAAGACAGAAUUGUCAGAGUACCCAGAACCAGCCCUGAAAACUGGGAACUCAAAAGUCAAGUAUCUAAUCGCAUUAGGAUUAUACAAGUUUCAGUCAUUUUUUUCAUUCAUCAAGACAGAAAAAAGAAAAACUAUGACCGCCAUCCCGUGGAGAGGUGGGGCAUUACCUCAUUGGGCUGCAGUUUUUGCACUUGCUGUAGUUUUCAAACCAGUGCCCUCCCCCAGCCUCGCUCUCAGGGGCCCCUUGGUGGGAGGCCGUGGGGGCCAGAGCCACUCCGUUGUGGCAGGGAGCCACCUUCCUGUGUUGGGCAGUUUGUCCCUAGAGGAGGGGCAGCCACCGGGGCUGAGCCCUGGCAGGACCGUGGCUGGAAACGGUGACCAGCUCGGUGGAUCUCUGGGGAAUCUGCCUGCAGGAGGGCUCUGGAGGGACAGGGGUGUGGUCCCUCAGCUGAGCAGCCUCAGGUCUUUGGCCCCGGGCACAUGAGGGGAGUCCAUAGAUGUGCAAAUAGUACAGCAGACACAGGGCCUGACCUCACUCUCUUGUCAAACCUGCUGCCACAAAAGACAGUACUAGUGUCUUUAUCGAAGCCACCUUGUCCCUGCUGGGUCCUUGUCUUUAAAAAAUUUUUUUUGUGGUAGACUGCAGAUAACAAAACACUUGCCUUUCAGCUAUUUUUACAUGUACAAUUCAGUGAUGUUAAUUAUAUGCAUCACCUUGUGCAAGUAUCACCACUGUUUCCAAGUGUUUUCAUCACUUUUAACAGAAACAGUACUCCUUAAGCAAUAACUCCCCUUUUCUCCCUCCCACCUUCCCUGGGUAACCGCUAAUAAACUUUGGUCUCUAUACAGUUGCCUGUUCUAGAUAUUUCAUAUAAGUGGGAUUAUACACUUGUGACUGACUCGGCAUAAUAUUUUCAAAGUCCAUCCAUGCUGUAGCAUGUAUUAGGACUUCAUUCCUCUUCGUGGCUGAGUAAUAUUCCAUUGUAUGGAGGGACCACAUUGCGUUUAUCCGUCGUCUGUUGAUGGACACUUGGGUUGUUUCCAGCUUUGGGCUAUUGUGAAUAGUGCUGCAAUGAACAUUGGUGAACAAGUAUCUGUUUGAGUCCCUACUUUUAAUUCUUUUGGUUAUAUACCCAGGAGUAGAACUGCUGAGUCAUGUGGUAAAUCUGUCUUUAACUUUUUGAGGAACUGCCAAAUUAUUUUCCACAGUGGUUGCACCAUUUUAUAUUCAAUGAUGCAUGAGGGUUCCACUUUCUCCACAUCCUCAUCAACGCUUGUCGUUUUCCAUUUUUCUCACAGUGGCCAUCCUAGUGGGAGUGAAGUGGUACCUCAUUGUGGCUUCCAUUUGCAUUUCCCUCAUGACUAAUUACAUUGAACAUCUUUCCAUGAGCUUGUUGGCCGUUUGUAUGUCUUCUCUGAAGAAAUGUCUUAGAAAUGCCUAGAGGGGGACAUUUGCCCUAGGGCGCAAGUCCGAGGGGGCCCAAGAUGAGGCUGGAGAAUCACCAACCCUCCCCCUCCAUGGUCUCCCUCAAGGACCCCGCAGGUGCCUGCAGUUUGCAUGUACCCUCUCUUCAUAUCCUAACACCCAUAAGAGGCAACCAGUUGCCAUGGAGUCGAUUCCGACUCACGGUGACCCCACGUGUGUCAGAUCAGAACUGCACUCUACAGGAUUAUCAAUGGCUGAUUUCUGGAAGUAGAUCACCAGGCCUUUCUUCCAAGGUGCCUCUGGGUGGACUCAAACCUCCAACCUGUCAUUUAGCAGCCAAACACAAUUACCUUACUGCCUUUAGUGGUUAGGAGUUAUAUUUUAGGCUUAAAUAUUUUAGAGUCCUAACAUACAUCAUAUUGAAACCAAAGUAAAAUCUUACUGUUUCUACAUUGGAAUGGGUGUUGUGAUAGACUGUGUGCAUUUUUUGUUUCCUUGUCUAUUUUUGUUGUUCACUAUUUAAAAUCUAAACAUAUGACUUCUCCUUUUGUGACUCCCUUCUUUAGUCUUUUUAUUUAUAUUAAACUCUGUUUACUUUUUUUGGAAGUAGAUCCCCAGGUCUUUCUUCCACUGAGCCUCUGGGUGGACUCAAACCUCCAACCUUUUGGUUACGUGCUUAACCUUUUGCACCACCCAGGGACUCCUCCAUAGGAGGUAAGGCUUAUCAUUUGAAGUGCUAUACAAAUGAGGAAUCCAAAGAUCAAAGAGGCCCCAACUCACAUAGCUGCUUGGUAACAACCCCAGGGUUUGACCAGCUCUGACUCUGGGGCUGGGGUCCUGCCACGCUUCUGUUACCCCACAUUGCCCUGCAGGGCAUUUGAAUCACAGUACUGCAGUGAGACUCAAGGUGGGGCAAGGUGCCUGAGUUCAUUAUUUAUCAGGAGGGUUCGUCUGUCCAUUCUUUGAAACUUCCAUCACCUGCGAAUAAAGUCGGUUGUCUUUUCAAUACUCAUACCUCUUUUUUCUUUUUCUUAUCCUAUCGACGCUCACAAUGCCAGGGCCACAUGACCCAGGACUCAGAGGUAAUCCAAAUCGCCCAGCUGCCUCCAUCAGUGGCUGAUAUUUGCUGUCUGAUAGCUUGCCUAAGCCACCGUUAGUUCUAUCUUUCUUCUGUCGCUACCCUGGUUGUGAAACUAGAAAUAGUUGUAGCUGGUGGGAGAUGUUGCAGUAACUGAAACGAAGUCCUAGAAAGAGAGUGCGAGCAAGCUGUGGUCAGCUGGGGAGGCUGCAGCCUACACAGCCUCCUGGGUCCCUGAGGGUGGGUCUCCACCAGCCAAGUUGCUGUUAGGAAGGGCAGCCAGCUGGGCCCACCAGAUCAAAGGGGCUCAGGGCCCAGAAAAAGAAAGACAGAGUGCCAUUUGUGCCAGAUACCUUGUAGCAGGUACCCUCUGAGCACAGGAGGUCACUGUGCUGCAGCCUAGAGAGCACUGAUGCUGGAGUCUAUGAUUUGGGUUCCAGUUCUGGCUCUGUGACUUACACAGCUGUACGUCUUUGGCAAGUUGGUUAACUUCUCUGAAAUCCUUUGUUUCCUUAUCUGUAAAUGAGGAGAUAAUGGAAGUUUCCUAUUGCUAUGAUGCUGAACAGGUUUUAACAGAGCUUCCGGACCAAGACAGACUAGAAAGAAAGACGUGGCAAUCUACUCCCAAAAAAUCAGUCAGUGAAAACCCUAUGGAUGGACCAGAAGAACUAGAUAGUGCCCAGCUACCAAUAUUGACCAUUUUAAUCAGGGCCACAGUAGAUGGACCCUGAUAAAAAAAACAAGAUGGACCCUGAUAGAAUGGGAAAAAAAUGUGGAACAGAACCUCAAAUUCCUAAAAAAAGAAAAAAGACUUACUGGACUGGUUGAGAUUGGAGGACGUCCCCCAUGACUACUGCCCUGAGAUACUCUUUAAACCUUGAACCAAAACUAACCCGAGGUCACUUUAUAGCUAAAUAACAAAAUUGUCUCACAAAAUAAUGACUAUCACCCGUGAGUACUGUGUUCCUUUAAAAAAAAUCACCUGUAUGAGACCAAAUGGUCAACAAUUACUUUCAAACAAAGAUGAGAAUGUAAGGGGGCAGGGAAACUAGAUUAAUGGAAACAGAAAAACCAGAAAGGAAAUAUUGAGAAAGUUCCCGCAUUGUGAAGAAUAACCAAUGUCACUGAACAAUUUUUGUAGAAAUUGUUGAAUGGGAGCCUAAACUGCUGUGUAAACCUUCACAGAAAACACAAUAAAAUAUUAUUAAAAAGACACAAAAAACCCUAUAGAUCGCAAUGGUUCCACCGCAUUCUGAAUGGGUUCACCAUGAGUUGGGGACUGACUCCUCGGAAAACGACAUGUGCUUAACCGCUACCCAUCUGUCAGUCCGCUGUCCUGUGGCGGCUUGUGCAUUGCUGUGAUACUGGAAACUAUGUCACCGGUAUUUUAAAUACCAGCAGGAUCACCCAUGGUGGGGAGGUUUCAGUGGAGCUUCCGGACUGAGAAAGACUGGGAAGAAAGGCCUGGCGAUCUACUUCCGAAAAUUAGCCAUUGAAAACCUCAUGAAUCACAACAGACCCCUGUCCUAUAUAAUGCUGGAAG
Messenger RNA from Loxodonta africana (African savanna elephant), 7779 nucleotides. Its product is annotated as kinesin-like protein KIF19. The coding region runs from base 1 to 3207 and encodes 1068 amino acids. The record is from RefSeq and is a predicted model, not a curated record. Gene Ontology annotation, biological process: microtubule-based movement. The transcript is spliced from 22 exons. Gene Ontology annotation, molecular function: ATP binding; microtubule binding; microtubule motor activity. NCBI's taxonomy places the organism in Eukaryota, Metazoa, Chordata, Mammalia, Proboscidea, Elephantidae.